Molecule: messenger RNA, 3421 nt
Organism: Nannospalax galili (Upper Galilee mountains blind mole rat)
Lineage: Eukaryota; Metazoa; Chordata; Mammalia; Rodentia; Spalacidae
Gene: Nek7
Product: NIMA related kinase 7
Exons: 10
Coding region: 272-1180 (302 amino acids)
Biological process (GO): protein phosphorylation
Molecular function (GO): protein kinase activity; ATP binding
Source: RefSeq, a predicted model, not a curated record
UGUUUACCCUCCUGACAGCCGCGGCCGCGGGAGGAGGAGCAGGAGUCGGGAGGAUGGGCCGCCGUUAGGCUCGCAGUCGGGAGCACGGUCGAACGGGGUGGGAGCCCGCGCCUGCAGCGUCGCGGGCGGGCGGGAACGACGCGAUCGGCUCGGGUGGCGUAGCGCAGCCCCCGAGCCUGUCCGCGCCGGCACCUGGCCGAGCAGCUCCGGUGGGCGCGACGACCCGUACGCUCCGGCUUCCUGAAUUCUAACGUCCCUGUUGCUUCAGACCAUGGAUGAACAAUCACAAGGAAUGCAAGGACCACCUGUUCCUCAGUUCCAGCCACAGAAGGCCUUACGACCAGAUAUGGGCUAUAAUACCUUAGCCAACUUUCGAAUAGAAAAGAAAAUUGGCCGUGGACAAUUUAGUGAAGUUUAUAGAGCAUCGUGUCUUUUGGAUGGAGUACCAGUAGCUUUAAAAAAAGUUCAGAUAUUUGAUUUAAUGGAUGCCAAAGCACGUGCUGAUUGUAUCAAAGAAAUAGAUCUCCUUAAGCAACUCAAUCACCCAAAUGUAAUUAAAUAUUAUGCAUCAUUCAUUGAAGAUAAUGAACUAAACAUAGUUUUGGAAUUAGCAGAUGCUGGUGACCUCUCCAGAAUGAUCAAGCAUUUUAAGAAGCAAAAGAGGCUAAUUCCUGAAAGAACUGUUUGGAAAUACUUUGUUCAGCUCUGCAGUGCAUUGGAACACAUGCAUUCACGAAGAGUCAUGCAUCGAGAUAUAAAACCAGCUAACGUGUUCAUUACAGCCACUGGGGUGGUAAAACUUGGAGACCUUGGGCUUGGUCGGUUUUUCAGCUCCAAAACCACAGCUGCACAUUCUUUAGUGGGCACACCUUACUACAUGUCUCCAGAGAGAAUACAUGAAAAUGGAUACAACUUCAAGUCUGACAUCUGGUCUCUUGGCUGUCUGCUGUAUGAGAUGGCUGCAUUACAGAGUCCAUUUUAUGGUGACAAAAUGAAUUUAUACUCACUGUGUAAGAAGAUAGAACAGUGUGACUACCCACCUCUUCCUUCAGAUCACUAUUCAGAAGAACUAAGACAGCUGGUUAAUAUGUGCAUCAACCCAGAUCCAGAGAAGCGGCCAGACAUCACCUACGUUUAUGAUGUAGCAAAGAGGAUGCAUGCGUGCACCGCAAGCAGCUAAGCUGUGAGAUCAUGAAGACAUAACCAAAAUAAUUUAAAGUAUUCUGUGCAAAUCAUACCUCCCUGUUUUUGUCUGGAUGUUAAGAUUACUAUUUCAGAGCUGAUGAGCUUUGAAUCCUUAACCAUUUUUCAUAUAAGCUUCAUUUUCUACCAGUCUAAAUCACCUUGCAAACCCAAAAUAACUUUGGUACACUCAAAUUGCAUGUUAAGAAUGCAGUGCAACAGGUAGCUUUUAGGGGCUAAAGGUUUUAGAAUUCCCUGGAGUUUUCUGUUGACUAACUGUGUUUAUAGACUGCCUGUGCCAAAUGUAAAAGGUACAUGUUGGCAGCACAUCAGAGAGGGGAAAAAUACCUGUUUGACUUGUUUGCUUUUAAGUCAUUUGUGGCCAUUGAAGUGAACACAAUUGUGAACUUCUGUGAUUAAGUUUGAAGUAUGUAUUUUAGUUCUUAGCAUUAUAUCUUUCAAAUGUAAUUCGUAUAAAUGUAGAUCUAAACUAUUUGAGAAACAUUUAAAAGUCUUAGUUCAUACAUUCAAAAUACAACUAUUAAAUGUGAAAAGGUAGGGGUCAAAAUGUGAGUCAGACACUGAAAGUCUUGUGUUUUAGUAUCUUUGAUAUUUUCUUUGCGUUUAAACAGUAUAAAUGAAUGCAUUGAACAAGUGGUUAAGGAUUUGCUUGGCUGGUGUGAUAGUCAUUUUAAAGUUGCACAUUGCCCAAGGCUUCUUUGUGUGUUUUUAUUAUUUGUACAUUUGAAAAAUAGUCUUUGAAUUAUCUUACAGUACUAUACUUCAACUUCUUUAUAAAUCUAAAUGCGUUUUAACUCAUAAUUGUACACUAUAAUGUAAGCAUAUGUUUUUAUUCAUAGAUUUUAUUGAAGUUUUGAUCAAUCCCCUUCAGAAUUUUUUAUAUUCUUCAAGUUACUUUCUUAUUUAUAUUGUGUGUUCAUUUUAUCCAUUAAUUUUUCAGAUUUUCUGAGAACAUAUUUCCCUUUUAAAAGAUAUUUGGUAUGCCAACACUUUUCUUGGAUUGAAACCUUUUUUAAAACUUUUUAAAAUUUGGGCCACUCUAUGCAUGAGUCUUGUGUUGUUAGGAAGAAAGGAUGUAUGUUACAGUGUGCCUGUGAAUGUUGAUAAUCCUGAGUCAUUUGACAAGGUUGUAAUUGUAGACUGUGUUUAAGGACAUGAAGACUGGCUAUUACCGCAGCCAGAAUUGCUGAGAAUAACAUAUCGGUAGAGAGGCUUUGGAGCAAAGUACUGUAUUUGUGCAUGAAGAUAUCAGAGAUGGUAAAGCUUAAUUUAGUUAAGGAAGUGGAGAGUUUAGUAAGCACUGCUGUCAAGAUGUUUUCCCUGAAUACCUUCAUGUUGGUAGCAGUUGGGUUCCUCAUAGAAUUGUGAAGCUGAAGGGCUGAGUGGUAGUCACUGUUGCAGAGCACUACGUGUGCAGUGAUAGCACCCUGGGCAGAAUUGUCCCACAAAGGUGAAGGCCUCGUUCAGAGAACAGAGAUCCCUGGCUUUGUUUCUUCACAAAGUAUUGCUCCUGUGUUCAUUUGAGUAAUUUCAAGUAAUUUUUAAACUUUCAAAAUAAUGGUCUUUUUUUUUUUUUAUGUGUGAUAUCUAAAGGGUAAUUUUAUCUUGGGAUAGACAAAGGAAACCUAGUUGUUCUUUUUCAUGAAGGCUGUGCUGGAUGCAUCCCACAUUUACUGACUCAGCACUCACACCGAGCAUCAGUAGACAUCCCCUCAGAGGUGUGAGUACAUUUACUUCUGGUGACUAUGUUCAUUCAUAGAAUUGACUGACACAAAAUGUCCUCUUCCUGGAACAAAUACUCUCUCCCAUUUUUUUGCAGUCUUUAAGACCAUUUGUUUCCAAAAUUCAUUAGCUUAACCCCUCACAGUGACUUUUAAGUGAUGAUUUAAACUUUUGUUCGUGAAUUUAUUAUCUACCUUAAAAAAAGCUGGCAAAUAGCUGAAGAAUUUAAUGGUCAGGGAUAUAUGCAUUAUUAUUUUCUAUAUGGGCAAACUUUUCCUUUGAGAUAUAUUUUCAAUCCAGCUGAUCAUAUUUUUUCCUAAAGAAACCACUGCGUAAAACCAAAUCCAAAUUUGAAUGGGAUAUUUGCAAAAAGUUAUGGAACUUAUUAGAAGUUCUAAUCUUACAAUCACCUAUAACAGGUUCUCUUUAUGCUUUUGCUUAUGAGUAAACUUCAUAUGAAGUUAAACAUUAGAAUUGAUUAGACUGGCAGGUUAAA